Messenger RNA from Ilex paraguariensis (yerba mate), 157 nucleotides. Lineage: Eukaryota; Viridiplantae; Streptophyta; Magnoliopsida; Aquifoliales; Aquifoliaceae. The record is from the annotation of a GenBank genome assembly.
AUGGCGUGUAGUAGGAUGCAGGGAGUGCCGAGGGCUUCUCCAUUGAAAGAAGAAAUUGGUAGUCCUUACAAUCCUCAUCCACUAUGUGAUGAUAGCUAUUUAUUGUCGUCGCUCUCUUCGCUCACUACCAAAGCCAUUAGAGCAUCAUCAGCCUAUG